GCCGGUCCCAGGGUCCCUACUGGUAACAGCGGACGGGCCCUAACAUCUCGUGUCUCUCCGCCAGGUGUUGUUCUCCCUCGAUUUCCGCGAUCGAGCGUUAGAACCGACGAUUUUCGCAGGCCAAGAUGGUGACGGUGCUCGUCGUGCAGGCGAUCCUCGCGGUCUUGGUCGUCGCGGACACCAGCCACACUGAUUCCGCCGGCAAGUCGGUUAUCUUCGAGUCAUCGCUGGACAACCUCCGGCAGGAUGAGCAAGAUGAUAACGCGGUGGUCAUUGAAGCGGCAAGUAAUUUGGAUGCUGGAUUCGACACGAGAGGGGGCCGAGGCAUCUUAUGGAAGGGUAUCUCGAGCCGCGAGUCCUGUCUGACAUCGAAAGGCGAAGUAGGGCGUUGCACCAGCUUCAAGGAAUGCUACCCCUACUUCAAAAUCCCUGACUUGAGCGCUCUGGAUGGCUGGGUGCUCGGAGUUUACGACACCUGCAGCUACAUCCAGGAGAACGGACAAACGAAUUUUGGAAUCUGCUGCUCCAACCUGCUUCCAGUUGUUACUCCACCUCCGGCCACCGAUGAGGAUCCUAUUGAUCCAAUUGUCGAUGAUGUCCAGGAAACCGAGGAAAAAGACAAGGGACCCGCGACCAUAAAACCAAGACCUCCGAUUCACGGUUCAUGGCCGCCGCAGAUCCCUACGCAUCCACCCGACCACACUUUGCCGCCAUUGCCAACGCAUCCACCGUACCUUGAUUUAGCGACGACCUCCACGUUGAAACCAGUUUCCACUACGAAAAAACCGGGCUUAGGCACGACCUGGCCGACGAAGAAACCUGCCUGGUGGCCGGGCGCGCCGACCACGCCGGCCACUACCCAGAAACCGAUAGGAACGUUCCCUACCCUGGACACUUCCCAAUGCGGGGCAAAGAAUGGUAACCAGGACCAAGAGCGGAUCGUAGGAGGUCACAACGCUGAACCUGGCGAGUGGCCUUGGAUAGCAGCGCUCUUCAACGCAGGCAGACAGUUCUGCGGUGGCUCGCUCAUCGACGAUAGACACAUACUAACCGCAGCUCAUUGCGUUUCCAAUAUGAAUCCUUGGGACGUGGCAAGGCUAACGGUCCGACUCGGUGACUACAAUAUCAAGACCCACACCGAGAUCAGACAUAUCGAGCGCCGAGUGAAACGUGUGGUCAGACACAGAGGAUUCAAUCUGCGCACCCUGUACAACGACGUCGCGCUUCUGACUCUCAGCGAACCGGUCCCGUUCACCGAACAGAUACGACCCAUCUGCCUGCCUAGCGGUUCGCAGCUCUACUCAGGGAAAACCGCGACAGUCAUCGGCUGGGGAUCCCUGAGGGAAAGUGGACCACAACCAGCUAUACUUCAAGAGGUGUCGAUACCGAUUUGGACGAACAGUGAAUGUAAAUCGAAGUACGGCGCGGCUGCACCUGGCGGCAUUGUAGACAGUUUCUUGUGUGCAGGACGAGUUGCGAAAGAUUCCUGCUCGGGUGACAGCGGUGGCCCGUUGAUGGUCAACGAUGGUCGUUGGACGCAAGUUGGUAUCGUCAGCUGGGGUAUCGGAUGUGGCAAAGGUCAAUAUCCAGGCGUGUACACGAGAGUGACGCACUUCCUACCCUGGAUUUACAAGAAUCUGAAGUAAAAUCGCGACGCCGGGAAUGUGUCAUUCCUGCUUGAUAAAGUAUUUCGCUCGUUAUCAUCCUCAUCGUCAUCGAA
Molecule: messenger RNA, 1720 nt
Organism: Nomia melanderi (Alkali bee)
Lineage: Eukaryota; Metazoa; Arthropoda; Insecta; Hymenoptera; Halictidae
Product: proclotting enzyme
Biological process (GO): proteolysis
Molecular function (GO): serine-type endopeptidase activity
Source: RefSeq, a predicted model, not a curated record